AUGGCUCGCAAAAACCGGCAAACAGUUCUGUCGGGCGAAUUUCCGCUACUAAAAAGUAUCGGUCUUUAUGCAACAACAAUCCAGGGCGAUGGAAACUGUUUAUUUCGGUCGCUAGCGGACCAGCUCUACGGUAAAGAUGACCUGAAACUGGCCAUGGUGAUCCGACAGAGUGUGGUGGACUACAUGAAGAAACACAGUGCCUACUUCGAGAUCUUUUAUUCGUCAGAAUGGGACGAGUCUUGGGAAGCGUAUAUUGACCGCAUGUCUCGAUCAUCUGUUUAUGGAGGCAAUCUGGAGCUGGCUGCCUUUGCCUCUGCAUACCAGCUGGAUGUGGUGGUAUACCAGGCUGAUCUAAGAUACGUGAUUACUCCUAUCGACGAAAGCAAAGGUGAACAGAGGACGGAACUGGAGGCGGAUCAAGGUGGAGAGCGACCCGAGAAGGUACAUAUCGCCUAUCACACUUGGGAGCAUUACUCUUCUGUCAGAUGCAUCAAUGGACCUCAUUGUGGACCACCCGAGAUUACCAGCGCUUACUUGAGCAGCUACGUGCCUAAGGGCUCCGAUCUUAUUGCUGACGUGACCAAAGAUGUUGGAGAGUGGAAGAUCAAGCAAUUGCGUGAGUCGUUACCGUUUGAGGUGCCGGAUCAUCUUCUGGCCAAGGUGCUGAAGGAGCAUGAAGAUGUUGGGGAAGCGGUCGACUAUUUCUUGGAGAAUGGUAUUCCUGAGGAGGUGGAGGGGAAGGAAGAAGUGGUAGGAGAGACUAAGAUUGGUAGAGAGACUGGUACUGGAGCUCCAUCUGUAACAGAAGACGUCUCCAUGAAGGAGGACACAAUGGAACAAGUAGCCGAGCCUGAUGCGACGAUAGAGACGCAAAAGCCGACUUAUGCAAAAACAAACAUUCAGUCGCCAACCCCAACGUUGGAUAAAAAGGCACUAAGGGCCCAGAAGGCUGCAGAACGCACGGCCAAACGAGAGGCCAAGGCUAGGAAAGAAGCGGAAGAUACAGGAACUAAACAAAAGGGAGGCAAAAAGGAUAAGGCCCGAGACAAAAAGGAAAAGCAAAAGGCGCGCAAACGCGAAAAGAAGAACGAGGCAAAGGCGUCUACUGGUGGCACUUCAGUGGACCAGAGCUCCACCGCAGAAACAGACUAUAAGGUGGUUAUGGUGUGA
Molecule: messenger RNA, 1170 nt
Organism: Yarrowia lipolytica CLIB122
Lineage: Eukaryota; Fungi; Ascomycota; Dipodascomycetes; Dipodascales
Biological process (GO): protein deubiquitination
Molecular function (GO): cysteine-type deubiquitinase activity
Source: RefSeq, a predicted model, not a curated record